Messenger RNA from Lasiosphaeria miniovina, 1635 nucleotides. RefSeq names its product general substrate transporter. Gene Ontology annotation, molecular function: myo-inositol:proton symporter activity. Lineage: Eukaryota; Fungi; Ascomycota; Sordariomycetes; Sordariales; Lasiosphaeriaceae. Gene Ontology annotation, biological process: myo-inositol import across plasma membrane. The record is from RefSeq and is a predicted model, not a curated record. The transcript is spliced from 3 exons. Gene Ontology annotation, cellular component: membrane. The coding region runs from base 1 to 1635 and encodes 544 amino acids.
AUGGAUAAUAAUAGCAGCUCGAUCGAGCCCUUGAUACCCCGCGCCCCCGAGGCCGGCCAUCAUGACACGGGCGAGGAAGAAGAUGUUGACGUGCGGGUCGCUGUCGACACCUCCGAGACCCAGGGCGCUGAUGCGCUGGGGAAGGAGUUGGGCACUUCGCCGGGGCUGUUCAUCUGGCUCCUCACGUUUUCGGCCGGCAUAAGCGGCCUACUGUUCGGAUACGACACGGGCGUCAUCUCGGCGACUCUGGUGUCCAUCGGCACCUCCCUGUCCGGCAGGCCGUUGUCGUCGCUGGACAAAUCGGUCAUCACGUCGUGCACGUCGCUAUUUGCGCUGCUGGUGUCGCCGUUCGCCUCGGUGCUGGCCGACUCGCUGGGGCGCAAGCGCGUGAUCCUGGCCACGGACUGCCUCUUCGUGGUCGGCGCCGCCGCGCAGGCGCUGAGCUCGACCGUGGCGGGCAUGGUCGCCGGCCGCUCCAUCGUCGGCGCCGCCGUCGGCGCCGCCAGCUUCGUCGUGCCGCUGUACAUAGCGGAGCUCGCUCCCGCGGCGUUUCGCGGCAGGCUGGUGACCAUGAACGUCGUCUUCAUCACCCUGGGCCAGGUAGUCGCGUAUGUUGUCGGGUGGAUCUUUGGGCAGUAUGCGAGCGAGGCGACUGCCUGGCGGUGGAUGGUCGGCCUGGGAGCCCUUCCUGCCUUUGUUCAGGCCUGCAUUCUUUUCCUGAUGCCCGAGUCCCCUCGGUGGCUGAUGAAGGCCGGGCGGUCGGCGGAGGCAAGAUCGGUCAUUGAGCGAGUUGUCGGUGGUGGGCCCAGCUCGUCAAGGCAGGUCGAUGCUACUUGGAAAGACAUCGAGGCCAGAGUCAGGGAGGAAGAGCUCGAGAGGAGGGCCCGCAAUCGGCAUAGAACUGGGCGGCGACUAUGGCUCGACUCUUUGGGCGAACUCUUGAGGAUCCGCAGAAACCGGCGGGCUCUGGCAAUCGCUUGCCUGCUUCAAGGUCUCCAGCAGCUCUGUGGAUUUAACUCGCUCAUGUAUUUCUCGGCUACUAUCUUCACGCUCCUUGGGUUCCCAGUACCCACCCUCACGUCGCUGGUGGUGGCAGUGACGAACUUCGCAUUCACCAUGGCUGCGCUCCUCUUGAUUGACCAUAUUGGAAGGAGAUGCAUUCUCCUGUGGUCAAUUCCCUUCAUGGUGGCAGGUUUGCUUUUUGCGGCAUAUGGCUUCUCCUUCAUCACGCUAUCGGCCGAACUAGAGUCCGGCAUGCUGGGAGCAACCCGACCAGCGCAAGGCGCGGCGAUACUGAUCUUGGUCAGCAUCAUGACGUACGUCGCCGGAUACGCCAUCGGCCUCGGUAAUGUGCCGUGGAUGCAGAGCGAGCUGUUCGCCCUCAAUGUGCGGUCGUUGGGGAGCGGCAUAGCGACGGCGACCAACUGGGGCGCCAACUUUGUCAUUGGGCUGACGUUUCUGCUCCUGAUGGACGCCCUCACUCCGUCGUGGACGUUUGUGCUCUAUGCCGCGAUCUGCGUUGCUGGGUACGGCUUGAUCUGGGGUUUCUAUCCCGAGACCACAGGGCUGACUCUAGAAGCUGCGGCGAGGCUUCUGGAAGACGACAAUUGGGGAGUUCGCCGGCCGCCGGGCUAA